Messenger RNA from Medicago truncatula (barrel medic), 1828 nucleotides. Its product is annotated as inositol 1,3,4-trisphosphate 5/6-kinase 4. NCBI's taxonomy places the organism in Eukaryota, Viridiplantae, Streptophyta, Magnoliopsida, Fabales, Fabaceae. The record is from RefSeq and is a predicted model, not a curated record. The coding region runs from base 207 to 1688 and encodes 493 amino acids. Gene Ontology annotation, molecular function: inositol-3,4,5,6-tetrakisphosphate 1-kinase activity; magnesium ion binding; ATP binding. The transcript is spliced from 2 exons. Gene Ontology annotation, cellular component: cytoplasm. Gene Ontology annotation, biological process: inositol trisphosphate metabolic process.
GAGUGUUCGGCAUACAUGCAAUAUCUCCCUAAACUCACGUGGAUACUUCUUUCUUCUCUCCAACCAGAAAAAAACUCCAAUUCACAGUUUCAUCAAUUCCUCCUUUUUUUUCUUCCCAAAUCCAACCCACAUGCAAGAGUAUAAUUGGAGAUGUGAAUCAAGGAUUUGAUCUAUCAUCAAUUUGAGUGUUGCAUUUACUCUCAGAGAUGGGUGUAGUGACGGGUGUGAUAUUGGAUGAAUCGGUACUCUUGGCUGAAGGAGAUGGUGAUAAAAGUGUAUCUUCGCUACAGCCAGGAGUUGAGCCUUUAAUCAGAACACUCUUUCAAUCCAGAAUUCAUAUUGGAAUUGCGUAUAAUGUCGAACUUCAAGACGAUAAGGUCAGUAUUCUGAAAAGAAUAGCCAGUUCACACUCGCUUCAUUGCUUUAUCUUAAAUGAUCAAGUAAGUGAAGUUGUUAUGCCUGUAUGGGGUGAUAAUGGAAGUGGAAAAAUUAUUUAUCUGGUUUCUAGUAAGAAGGAGUUAUUAUUAUUACCUGAAUUAAGAAGGUAUAAUUGGUUGAUUGUUGGUCUGAAUGUUGGAGGUGAAAGUGAAGGUUCGCGUGAAUAUGAUACUUCUAAUAUUGAAAAUUUAGAGGAGUUGCCAUUGAAAAUUUGUCGGUUAAAUAAAAAGUUUACCGGAAACAAGUUCUUGACUGUCGGUUAUGUAAUGAAGCCUUCUCGCGUCGAAGAUUUUGCAAAGAGGGGUGCAUUCCCUUUGUGUCCUACACAAAAUGGGUUGAUGUUUGUGCCUCUUUCGGCCAAGCUUCCUUUAUCAUCUCAAUUAAAAGAUGUUGAUGUUGUUCUUCAUAAAGCCACUGAUGAAAUAUUAUCCAUUGAAGAUAACCAGCCUACUUUUACACAAAACAUGCAAGAACUGCAGAGGUAUUUGGAUCAGCAUCAGAAUUUAUGUGUGGUUGAUCCACUGAUUAAUAUUUAUCCUGUAUUGGAUCGGCUAGAAAUUCAACAAGUUCUACUUGGCUUAUUAGAAUUGAAUACUGAAGGUGGUUAUUUGAUCAGAGGGGCCUGUUUUCUUAAGGUUGAUAAUUUUAGCGAAGUUGAUUUCACGGCUGGAUUAGCUGAUGCCGGAUUGUCUCUUCCCUGUAUAGUGAAACCUAAAGUUGCCUGUGGUGUCAGUGACGCUCAUAAGAUGGCAAUAGUUUUCAGGGUUGAUGAUUUUAAGAAUUUAGACGUUCCUCUUCCAGCUGUUAUUCAGGAAUAUGUGGAUCACUCUUCCACUUUGUACAAAUUUUAUGUCCUGGGCGAGAAAGUUUUCCAUGCUGUCAAAAAGUCGAUACCAAAUGCUGAUAUUUUGAUAAAAUUAGCUAAUGGUUAUGAUCUCAAACCUCUAGAGUUUGAUAGCUUGAAAUCUCUACCCACAGACAAAAGCAUCAUCAUCGAUUCUGGAACCAGUAACGAGUCUAUUGACCUUAAGCUGGUAACAAAUGCUGCAAAUUGGCUUAGGAGAAGGCUUCAUCUCACAGUCUUUGGUUUUGAUGUUGUAAUUCAAGAAGGAACACAUGAUCAUGUAAUUGUGGAUGUAAACUACCUUCCAUCGUUUAAAGAAGUGCCUGAUGACAUCUCUAUCCCUGCCUUCUGGGACGCCAUUAGAAAUAAGUUUGACAGUAUGGUUUCUAAACAAGCAUGUGCUUGACCUUUUUAACUUUGACAAGGAAUUAAAUGUUUUAGAAAUAAGUUUGACAGUGUUUGCAUCAGAUCUUUGAUCAGGUACCUGAUCUUAUCAUGAUAAAAAUGAGGUUGAAUAAUUUACCAUUGCAUGUUUGAAGCUUGAAA